GACAUCCACCUGCUUUCGGUUAACCAAUAGACUGCUCGUGGGCUUUCAUCACAAGAGUAAAAGGGCUUGGUGGUAUUUGUUAGAUACUCACUUUGAAAGAAACUUGUCUCAGACAUCAUGGUGAUCCAGCGGACAUUGAGAAUUGACACUGAAAAAACGACCCACACGACGUAUGUGAUCGGAACCGAGCUGAUUGUGAAUAUAGACAGGUGUGCCCCACCCGAAUCCAGGUUUUUCUCUGUAAGAUGCUCCCCCAAAAUACAUUACAAAAUCCUGCCCGUGGCAAAAGACCAGAAUGCCGCCGCAUACCCACUUACCCCAAACUCUCUCCUAUUCAUCACUAUGGACAUAGCCAGCGAGGCUGCAAAUGACAGGAAGUUAUCUGUGAGGUACUACAAGGAAAAUAAAGAUACGAUUGGAAACGCCGUGGUGCACUUUACAGUAGUCGAGAUAUCUCUGGAUGUAGACGCAGACCGAGAUGGCAUUGUUGAAAAAAACAAUCCAAACAAGGCAUCAUGGAAGUGGGGUCCUAAUGGCCAUGGGGCGAUUGUUCUGGUCAACUGUGAUUCUGAGUCGGGAUACUAUAAGAAAAUAGACUCGGAAAAAAAAGAGAUAACUAAAGUCUCCGAUUUGCAGGACAUGUCUAAGAUGAUCUUGCGCAUCAACGGGCCAUCCGAACUUCCCGAGGGCUAUAAACUGAGCAUGCACAUCUCAAAGUCGGCUUCUGAGAGCGUCCGAGUCUUCAGACCUCGAGUCAAUAAAGGUGGACAAGCAGACAAGUGGCAUUACAAAUUCCUGAAGUUAUUCCUGAAGGAUUAUGUCAUGGUGGUGGGAAAGGACGUGUUGGCAGAUGAAGUGCCCUAUCUGGGAGGAAAAACUGAAUUGCAGUUCUAUGUAGAAGGCCUUCGUUUUCCCGAUAAAGACUUCGACGGCCUUGUCACCAUCAACCUUAGUCUACUAGAACCCAGUGGAAAGGGUUGCCCUGAAACCCCCAUCUUUACAGAUCAGGUCAUGUUUCAUGUUUCUCCAUGGAUCAUGACCCCCAACACCCUCAAACCCAUCACGGUGUUUGUUUGCAGCACCGAUGAUAACUUCGCAUUCCUGAAGAGCAUUAGGAAAUUGGUGGAGAGCAGUGGGUACAAACUGAAAGUGUGUCACGAGUACAUGAACCGAGGUGAUCGCUGGAUGCAGGAUGAAAUUGAGAUUGGCUACAUUGACGCUCCCCAUCAUGGAUUCCCAGUUGUACUGGAUUCUCCUCGGGAUAGGGGACUUGAGGAUUUUCCAUAUGAUGUCCUUCUGGGGCCAGAUUUUGGUUAUGUGACACGGCACGCUCUGGAUGAGAUUGUGACUAGUCUGGACUCCUUUGGUAAUUUGGAGGUUAGCCCACCAGUUACAGUGAAUGGAAAGAGUUACCCGCUCGGCAGGAUUAUCAUCGGAGUGGCUUUUCCUACUGCAACACUUGGUCGCAACAUGACCCAAGUCGUCCAGGAAUUCCUGUGGGCACAGAAGGUUCAAGAGCCAAUCGCUCUCUACUCUGAUUGGCUGGUUGUGGGUCAUGUGGACGAGUUCUUGUCUUUUGUCCCAGCUCCUGACCGAAAGAAAUUCCGGUUGCUGCUGGCUAGCCCUGACGCUGGUUACAAAGUUUUUAAAAGUUUACAAAACAGUGGGCAUGGAAAAGCCGAAAUGUUUCCUGGUUUAGAAGAGGCUAUCACCGUAGACGACAUCUUGAGUGACAAGCAGCUACAGGCUGAAAACAAUUAUGUGCAGAACUGUAUCGACUGGAACAGAGAUGUUUUGAAGAAGGAACUCGGUUUGGAUGACGAUGACAUAAUUGAUUUGCCUAUCUUGUUUAAAAUAUUGAAAGAAGAAGAGGAGGGUGACCGCAGAGCUGUGGCUUACUACCCAGACAUGGUGAACAUGCUUGUGUUGGGUAACCAGCUGGGCAUCCCAAAGCCGUUUGGGCCUCAGGUGAAUGGCAAAUGUGCCCUGGAGACGGAGGUGUGUUCUCUUUUGGAACCCCUGGGACUCAAAUGUACCUUCAUAGACGACUUCGCCCCCUACCACAAAAAGCUGGGUGAAGUUCACUGCGGUUCCAAUGUUCUUCGCGAAGCAUCGAAGUUCAGAUGGUGGAACCUAGAGAUGUGAGAGAGAAGAACAUCUAGGCAGAAGAGAUUUCUCAAAUUGACAUUUUUUAAAGUGAAAUUUAUUCUUUAACGGGUAUUUUUAUCAGGUCUAAACUAAACAAAUACGUGCCUUAACCAACAGAGUACUAGCAGAGCAAUACCAAAUCAUUUCAAAUACUAUCUAGUAAAAGGUAACAAAGCGUAAAAGACUCACCGAAAUGUAAAAUUGAGUCAUUUUCUUUAAAUGUCAGAUCUGUUUACUCUGAAUACCAAUCAAGCUUUGUAUCUUUGGUU
Molecule: messenger RNA, 2417 nt
Organism: Misgurnus anguillicaudatus (oriental weatherfish)
Lineage: Eukaryota; Metazoa; Chordata; Actinopteri; Cypriniformes; Cobitidae
Gene: padi2
Product: peptidyl arginine deiminase, type II
Cellular component (GO): nucleus; cytoplasm
Molecular function (GO): calcium ion binding; protein-arginine deiminase activity
Source: RefSeq, a predicted model, not a curated record